AAGUAGAUUCCCGCCCAGAAUCAAUGACUCGCCUAAAUGGACGCGUUUUGCACAAACAGAGGGGGAGGGGGGUAUUUGAUACGGUUUGGCAUACUUGUGGGGUAGUUUGAUCUGGUUUCACGAGGUUGGGCUUAUUUGAUCCUUCGUGCCAAGUUCAGGGGGUUUUUUGAAUCUUUGUUCAAUAGGUAUUUGAAGAUUUUUUUAUAGCUCAUUGGCUUGUCGUAAAAAUGAAGUUACUGUCUUUUCUCACUACAAGGACAACCUUAACACCAAAGCACUACCUAACUAUAUCAUCUUCAACCAACACCCUGCUGUCCUUAGACUCAUACUGUGCUCCCAAUCCCCAGGAGUCUGUUUACUCAAAUAACAGAAUAAUCAACGGAUUAAUCAAAACUAGACAGUUAGGUCAUGCGCACAAGUUGUUUGAUGAAAUGCUUAUACGAGAUGUUGUUACCUAUAACUUAUUAAUUUCUGGACAUGGUAAGCACGGAGUUCCUACACAAGCUCUCUGUCUUUACAGUGAAAUGAUUUCACUAGGAAUAAGAGAGAGCCCAUCAACAUUCUCUUCUGUUUUAUGUAUCUGUGGUAAUAACUCCGGGUUUUUCGGAGAGGGAGUUCAAGUUCAUUGUAGAGUUGUGAAACUAGGAUUUGGAUUCAAUUUGUACAUUGGUAGUUCAUUAGUGGGUCUUUAUAUGCACAUGGGACUUGUGGAUUUGUCUUUAAGGUUGUUUGAUGAAUUGCCUGAGAGAAAUGUAGAGUUAUGGAAUUUGGUUUUACGCGGGUUUUGUGAACUCGGUAGAUUUGAUGAGUUAGUAGGAUUUUACUAUGAUAUGAAAGAAGAUAAUUUGGAGUUAAAUGGCCUUACAUUUUGCUAUUUGAUUCGUGGAUGUUGCGAUAAGAGGUUUUUCAAUGAAGGGAGGCAACUUCAUAGUCAUGUAAUUAAAAUUGGGUGGGUUGACUCGAAUGUUUUCGUUGCUAAUGCUUUAGUAGAUUUUUACUCUGCCUGUGGGGUUUUAAGGGAUGCAGAGAUAUCAUUUCAGGGAAUUCCAUUAGAGGAUGUUUUAUCUUGGAAUUCAAUGUUGUCAGCCUAUGCAGAUAAUGGCUUACUUUUUUAUGCUGUUGAACUAUUUUAUAUGAUGCAGUAUUGGGGUAAAAAACCAUCGAUUCGUUCCUUUGUCGGGUUCUUAAAGCUGUGUAGUUUGGAUGGUGAUAUUAUUUUUGGAAAGCAGAUUCACUGCUGUGUAUUGAAGCUGGGUUUUGACAAUGGGAGUGUGCAUGUACAAUCUGCAUUAAUUAGCAUGUAUGGGAAAUGCUUUGACAUAAAAAAUUCGGUUUCUGUGUAUGAAAAUCUUCCUAAGAGAACUUUGGAGUGUUGUAACUCAUUGAUGACGUCUUUGUUGCAUUGUGGUAUUGUUGAUGAUGUGGUUGAGAUGUUUGGUCUGAUGGUGGAUGAAGGAAUUGGACUUGAUGAGGUUACUUUUUCUACGGUGUUAAAAGCAUUAUCAGAGGCCUGUUUAAUAAGUUUGGCUAGCUGCAGAUUGGUGCACUGUUGUGCAAUAAAAUUGGGGUUCGAAUCUAAUAUCUCGGUUUCAUGUUCUUUGAUGGAUACAUAUUCUAGGUCUGGUAAUGUUGAAAUUUCACUACAGGUUUUCAAACAACUUUCUUCACCAAAUGUCUUCUGUUUCACAGCAAUCAUCAGCGGAUUUGCCCGAAACGGAUAUGGAAGAGAAUGUUUUGAGAUACUUAAGACAAUGAUCCAAAAGGGUCUGAAACCUGAUAAAGUGACAUUCUUGUGUGUGUUAAAUGGGUGCAGCCAUUCUGGGUUGGUUGAUGAAGGAAAACUGGUUUUCAAUUCAAUGAUGUCUGGCCAUAGUAUUUCCCCGGAAAGGGAGCAUAUAUCCUGUAUGGUAGAUCUUUUGGGACGAGCAGGUAUACUUGAAGAAGCUGAAGAUUUGCUGCAACAGACACCGGAAAGGGGAGAUUCUGUUAUGUGGAGCUCAUUGUUGAGAAGUUGUAGGAUUCACAGGAACGAAAUGGUGGGAAGAAGAGCAGCAAAGGUAUUGUUGGAAAUUGAUCCAGAAAAUUUUGCAGUUUAUCUGCAAGUAUCCAACUUCUACUCAGAAAUUGGGGAAUAUGAAUCGUCAGUUCAGGUUAGAGAGAUUGCCUUAGCAAGGAAGAUGACCAAGGAAAUUGGUCGUAGCUUUAUUGAUAUUCGUAGUUGCCAUUAA
Messenger RNA from Mercurialis annua (annual mercury), 2228 nucleotides. RefSeq names its product putative pentatricopeptide repeat-containing protein At3g47840. The transcript has a single exon. Lineage: Eukaryota; Viridiplantae; Streptophyta; Magnoliopsida; Malpighiales; Euphorbiaceae. Bases 228 to 2228 code for a protein of 666 amino acids. The record is from RefSeq and is a predicted model, not a curated record. Gene Ontology annotation, molecular function: RNA binding; protein binding. Gene Ontology annotation, biological process: RNA modification.